Molecule: messenger RNA, 2606 nt
Organism: Sardina pilchardus (European sardine)
Lineage: Eukaryota; Metazoa; Chordata; Actinopteri; Clupeiformes; Clupeidae
Gene: fam167ab
Product: family with sequence similarity 167 member Ab
Exons: 3
Coding region: 594-1271 (225 amino acids)
Source: RefSeq, a predicted model, not a curated record
GUUUCACCCCAGGACGUGAAAAAAAAACACCACCGCAAGUCUCAACGUGAUUGGCUGAGGGAGCGGACUUGGUUCCUCGUCAUGGCGAUAGCACCUCUCAGGAGGUUAGAACAACGUGCCAGGGCAGGGGAGUGUUCCGUGCCUUUGAUAGCCGCUCAACUUAAGAACGCGAUGGAACAGGAAACAUUUCAUUGCCGCCGCUUUCAUCACCUGACAUGUGAAGAUGACACAUAGGUUCAACUCAGGUUGACCUAUUCACAAACGGACAUCCUUUGAUUCUGUAAAAAAAAAAGGCACACACGCUCACACUGUGAUCAAGAGGAGGAAGAGGAACAAAACGUGACCUGACCUCACCUUGAAGAAACGAAACAAGACGUAACUGUGACCUCGCCUUGUUUUGAACGGCCUGAUUCUAAUGGUUAUACUGUAGAGGGAUGAGAGCAGAUUGUGAAUACCUGCUCUUGCAUGUAAGCUAGGCAUCAGACUGGUGGCAAGAUGAGACUCGCCUGACUGGCGUUCCCCGAUCUGCGACUGAACACUCCUGUUGUUCUAUUCUAGCCUCUUCUUCUCUCUUCUCCUCUGACGAAAAAGCCAUGGACCCGGAGCCACCGCCGAUGCCGGCGAUCGAAGUGGAGGACGUGGACGGGCCGAACUGCCUGGACGACUUGGACAACUCCUCCUCGGACGACCACCUGCGGACGCUGAAGGCCCUGACGCAGAAGCUGAGGCUGGAGACGCGUCGGCCGUCUUACCAGGAGUGGAGGGACCAGGUGGAGGCCCACCAGAGCGCCAACAGAGGGGUCGCCGGGGUCGCGGACGGGGGGGCAAAGACACGCCCGGGGCAGAGCACCACCAGUAGCAGCAGCAGUGGGGUUUCCUCAGAGGACGGCCAGGGGGGAAGUGCUGCUCCGAGUGAGCACAUCUCAGGAGACGCCGUCCCAGCCUCGGGGAACCUGAAGGGCUUUGGGAAUAUUGACGAGGCGCUUGAUUGGUUGCGGAAGGAACUGAAGGACAUGCGUGUGCAGGACCAGCAGCUGGCGCGGCAGCUCAUGCGUCUCCGCGGCGACAUCAACAAGCUGAAGAUCGAGCAGACGUGCCACCUGCACCGCCGCAUGCUCAACGACGCCACCUACGGGCUGGAGGAGCGCGACGAGCUGUCCGACCUGCUGUGCGACAGCCCCGUCACGCCGGGCUUCGGCCUCUCCGCACCGCUGCGCCUCAUCGGCGUCACCAAGAUGAACAUCAACUCGCGCCGCUUUUCGCUCUGCUAGCAGCAGGCUAACGCGCAGGGGACGGGGAUGGGGACGGGGACGGGGGGUCACCGGCCUACUUCAGAGGGCUCCUCAACACCACAAAAACAACAACAACAACAACAACAAUAACAACAAAACUGCAUUUAUAAAGCAGCCAAAAUGGUUAACAGUGAGGGUCGAAACUCACUAACCACCACCAUUGUGUAGCACCAAUCUCAACACAACACUCUUCACACACAAUCUUCUAUCACUGACAAUUCCUCCAUCUGUUCCGGGUCCAAGCACACCUUGUUUGAAGACUUUGUAGUCUACAAUCUUCUGUCGAUACCUGGCGCAAGAACAUUUGGUUUGAAGAGUGUUCACAUUCUUAUGUCUAUAACAGGUUGAGGUGUUUUCAACUGGCAUAUCUUGCCAUUCUUCCCUUCUCUGCUUAGCUUAUUGUUCUCAUCAGUGGCAAUCCAAGUUAGCUAAACACAUGAUUUAGCUCAUGGACCAUUUUUAUUGCACUGCUUUCAACCAAGGGUGCUUGUAGAAAGCGUAGCUGGAGUUGGUAUGGUUGGAUUGAAAAGGUGAAUUGGACAGAGACAGGACAGCAUUCACACACAGAAAAGCCUCAGAUCUCCUCCUUAUUUGCAUUCAAGACAAUAAGAAUUGAAUCGGAAUUGCACGUGCCUCUUCAAAUCCUCCUGCUUCAGAUCUGCAGGCGAGAAGUCCAUUCUGCUGUACACGUAGGUCAUUUAGACCCUCCUCUGGGUAUACUGUGCCUCCCCACUCCCAAAGUAGAAGCUGACGGUAGGAGACCGACCAGGACCUGAUCAGCGAGCGAUCCACUGGAUCACUGUGAUCAAGGAUCCAAUCGAUCAAAUGGACGCUGAAAUGGACUGAGCCGGGCACUGUGUUCCUUGCCCUCUUUGCAGAGUGCUAUACUGGCACACUCACACACAGUACUGUAGAUAGGCACCCUCCCACUUCCCGCUCUUUCUCUCUGUUUCUCUCUCUCUCUCUCUCUCUCUGUGUCUAGAUAGUACAAACUUGUGGGUAGGGGCUCUUCAUGGAUGAUUGCUUCAUUAGCAGUGGCCCCUUGUGUAAAGCCCAGUUUGUGUAGCUUGUUUGCCCCUCACGGGUCUGCCUUUGACUUUCUGCUGACUAAAGCCUUAAUGGUACGUAGAGAGAACCUCUCCAUUGGAGGCACACUUUUUAAAUGCACAUUCAAAAAGGAUGAAAUGCACAUGUCUUAUUUUGUGUGUCUACAGUGACUUUCAUGAAUAUAAAGUAACUUUAUUUUUGUUUAUUUCUACGCUCUAUCCUCUGCUAUUCUGUACAACAAUAAUAUUAAAAACACUUCUUAAGAAA